AUGGCGCUGUAUGGAGCUCCGGUAUGGGCACACCGGAUAAAUUCAAAAAAUAAGGCCCUUCUCCGGAGACCACAAAGGGUGGUGGCUAUCCGGAUGAUCCGGGGCUAUGUGACGGUGUCAUGGACAGCGGCAUGCGCCUUGGCGGGUACGUUGCCAUGGGAGUUGGAGGCUCAGGUGAACGCCGACGCGCAUAGGGAGAGGGCCAGGUGCAGGGCCCUAAAUGAAUUUCCUGCACCCGAAGAACUGCGGAGGGCGCGUCAACAAGCGCACGAGCGGAUGCAGCAAAGGUGGAAGGAGGACCUGGAGAACUGUCGCUAUGGAGCUCAUACCAUAGCGGCACUCCUCCCAUCCUUCAGUCCUUCAUGGAGUGGCUGGGGAGAUCCUAUGGGACCGUAA
Molecule: messenger RNA, 396 nt
Organism: Cydia strobilella
Lineage: Eukaryota; Metazoa; Arthropoda; Insecta; Lepidoptera; Tortricidae
Exons: 1
Coding region: 1-396 (131 amino acids)
Source: RefSeq, a predicted model, not a curated record